CACACGUCCCAUGCGGCCAUGGGUGGACAAUCGUGCGCUAUUCUAAAUAGAGGAGACCUUAAUCCCUGAUAAUCUCUGUAUCCACUGAAAGCCUGCAGUCAUGGCUGCAUCGAAGAAGAAAUCACUGCCUCUAAGGCACCUGACGGACACUUUCACAAACCAAAGAGAGCAGAUGCUAACAAAGAGCCACCUGCAGGAGCGCUGGCAGGAGCUGAAGGAGAGAGAGCUCAUCGCUCAACAAAACAACAGGCAGCUGCUGCAGCAGUUUGAUGAAGCCCAGGACACACUGAGAGAGAUGAUAACACUCACUGCUGACAUGACAACUAUUCGGAUGGAGUACGAGCGGUACCUGGAGGAGAGUUACCCCCGCUGGCAGCAGCAGCUCGAGAGGAAAACACAGUCUGCUCAGAGACAGAGCAUGGAGGAGUAUUUAAGGUCAUGUCUAAAGAACAGAGAGGAACGGGUGUCAACAUCCUCAGCAGAUCUACCUUUUAAUUCAAAAGGCCCUACAUCAAUGUCACAGCAAAUGGCUGCACCUCCAAACCACUACAGCCAAAACCUCCACAUGGACUACAACCAACAUGGCUCCCCUCGUCUCCCCUACAUACAAACUUCCUGGCAGCACCCCACUCAAUUCCAGAGAGCUAAGUUUCCCAUCAGAGCCCAACAUCAACCUCAGGGUUACUCUCAUGUCCCUCCAUCUUUCCCCCAACAUCCUGACCCAUACCAUCAUCAACACCUCGACCCCCCACCCGGCUAUCAUUCCAGGCAAGAUGCACCAGGCUGGGCCCCCCUGCAGCCUGAACCCGCCUGGCCUUUGGCUGCUGGUGCGGCUGGGAUCUCUGCAUGCUCCGAGGCUCUGUGGGGUCCGCUUUACAGGGAGGAACCCCCUCCUGAGAUAAAGGUGACAGAGAAGGAGGUGGACACAAGCCUAGCACCAAGUUCAAAGAGAGAAGGAGGGAGUGGAGGCAGGAGCAGUCAUUUCUCCCAGGAGCUGGACAUUAAACCAGUUCGUCUGUCUGGUGGCCCUGCAGAGAGCAGCGAGAGCAGCAGGGAGUCCAGUCAGGGGAGCAGAGAGAAGAAGAAGAGAGGCACAUCACAGAAAGCGUCCUUGGACAGCUGCAGCUCUCACGAGUCAUCUGAGAGUUCCAGUGCAAUUGUCAUUGCUGCAGCCACAGCAGCCCAAAACUCAGAAAGCGACGCCUCAUCAGAGAAAAGCAGCACGAGUAGCAGGAAGAGGAGGGGUGGGGGGCUCGCUGUCAGAUCACCAAGUGCUGAGAAGCUGGGGGAAGGGAGCAAGGGAGACAACUCAGGGAGUCACCGAGAGGAGAGUCGGUCCACUAGGGCGGAGUUAGGGGGUCUAAUCGAGGAGGCCAGGAUCGAAAAAGGAGGUAAUCAAAGACAUGGGGAUAAUUCAGAGAGCUGUGGAGAGGAGUCUGGAUCCCAGAGGGAGGAGGAGUCUGGAUCCCAGAGGGAGGAGGAGUCUGGAUCCCAGAGGGAGGAGGAGUCUGGACAUGUUAGUGUAAAGAUUGAAAACAGAGGUGGAGAUGAAAUAGAAAAGCAGGAGAGUAACAGCUCUGAACAAAGCAGUGUAGAGGGAAAGGAAGAGGAAGAACCAGGAAGUGGAGAUGGAGAGGGAAAUGGUGGUUGCGCUGAAGAAAAAGAAAACAACCAGACAGAUGAAGAGCAAGAGGAAAGAGACAUGGAUGAUGAUGAUGAAAAUGUGGCUUUGGAAAAAAAUAAUACUACAGAUAAAGAGGAGGAGACAGGAUCGGAAGAAGAGGCGGAGGAUGAGGAAGAGGGUGAUCCUGAGGAAGAAAAGUCUGAAAUGUUGCAGAUUGAAGAUGGUGAGAACCAAAAAAGGGUUUCUACAUCUUCUCAAUAUGAAGGAGAGAACACGGAGGAUGAAGAGUCAGAUGAAGACGAGCAAAGAGGAGACGAAGCAGGAGAACCAGAGGAGGAAAGAGAUUCAGACGACAGCAUCAUCUCACCACCGCAAAACAGAUCUAAAAAGAUGAACGUUAUUCCUGAGGAGAACAGUGAAGAAGAGGAGGAGGAGGAGGAAGGGAUCAAAACUGAAUCCUCUGAAGAUGAGAUCAGUGACGACGAUGUCGAGAAUCUACUUGCGCCUCAAGAUCAAUCUGAGAAAGAAGAAAAGGACCUGAAAGCUGCCGAGAAACCAAAAGCAGUUUGUGACAACGUGGAGAUGUUUCAAGUUGAGCCGGACAGAUCAACCAAGUCGGAUCACCCGAGUGACUCUGAUGAGUUCGACCAGUUUUAUGAAUAAAUGUAACAACCUCUGAAACAAAAGCCUACCUCAGGAUAAAGUGUUACAGAGUAGUAUAUAGUAAACAACUUUAUUCAAAUAUGUGGUCUUUUGGUACGGUUUGUUUUCUUAGGUUUGAUUAAAGAUGUUAUCUAAAUGUAUCAAUACCCAAACAUAACUGCACACCAUUAAACUGCUUUAUAUACAUACUUAAAAGUGUUUAUGUUGACUACUAAAGAAAUAGAUUUUCAAGCAGGUUUCUUCCUCCUCCACUCGGAGCCUAAGAAACAGAAAUAUACAAUAUAAAACGGCAACACUAGUAGAUGUAAGAGAAGACUACAAAACAGUACAAAGAGUG
Messenger RNA from Gymnodraco acuticeps, 2624 nucleotides. Its product is annotated as ABC transporter F family member 4. The record is from RefSeq and is a predicted model, not a curated record. NCBI's taxonomy places the organism in Eukaryota, Metazoa, Chordata, Actinopteri, Perciformes, Bathydraconidae. The transcript has 11 exons. The coding region runs from base 101 to 2287 and encodes 728 amino acids.